Molecule: messenger RNA, 1194 nt
Organism: Salmo salar (Atlantic salmon)
Lineage: Eukaryota; Metazoa; Chordata; Actinopteri; Salmoniformes; Salmonidae
Source: RefSeq, a predicted model, not a curated record
AUGAUGACCGUCCCCCUUACAGCUGACCCCUACCACCAGGGAAACGUCAGGAUGACCCUGGAGAAGUCUGACCUCUGGAAGUCCUUCCACAACCUAGCGACUGAGAUGAUAAUCACCAAACAUGGCCGGAGGAUGUUUCCCCACUGCAACGUCAGUCUAUCUGGACUCCAACCCUAUGCCAACUAUGUCCUCAUGGUGGAUAUGGUUCCUGUGGACAACUUCAGAUACAGGUGGAAUAAGGGCCAGUGGGACAUGGCUGGGAAAGCCGAGCCCCAACUCCCAUGUCGGACGUACGUACAUCCGGACUCCCCCGCCCCGGGCUCCUACUGGAUGAAGCAAUCGGUGUCCUUCCUCAAGCUCAAACUCACCAACAAUACUCUGGACCAGCACGGCCAUAUCAUCCUGCACUCUAUGCAUCACUACAUCCCACGCUUCUCUGUGGUCCAGGCUGACAGUCUGUACAAUGUACGCUGGGGACACUUCCAUUCCUUCUCCUUCCCUGAGACCUCCUUCACUGCAGUCACCGCCUACCAGAACACUAAGAUCGCUAAACUGAAGAUUGACCACAACCCCUUUGCUAAGGGAUUCAAAGGGGAAAACACCCGUACUCAUAGCAAGAGGUGUCGAUCCAAGAGUCCUGGGGAUGCUGCAAAGAAAGACAAAGAAGACAAAGAUCCAGGAAACAAAAGUCCUCCAGACCUCCAGAGGCCAAAACUAAACUGUGAGCCAGAAGAACAGAGAAUGACCCUAGGAGCCACAGAGAACGUGGUUUCGGGUAAGGAGGAUCUCUUGUCCCCCUGGGCCUUGAAACAGGACCCGUCCCAGAGGCACAGCCUGCACACUGAAAUACUGGAGCUCCACGACCACAGACAGGAAUACAGCACUGAGGAGCAGAUGGUGCCUGGCCCUGCAUCUAUGUCCUACCAACCAUACAGAUCGGUUGAGAAUUGCAGACUUCCCUCUCCCUCCUCUAUAGUGGAGGAUGGUGAAUGCAGGCGCAGCUAUGAGUCUCACGUUCCAGAUGUAGCCACUGUCCCUGGACACGAGACUACCAGACCUGGCCUUGUCAGGGACAUGGGUCACCACCACCUCACCUUGGCUCCAGCCAUGCCCCAGGACUACAGAGUGUCCCCGGCCACCCAGUCUGCCUGGCGGCAGUGUCUGGAGAUGUCAUACGCCGAGCUCAAAGAGUAG